Molecule: messenger RNA, 1237 nt
Organism: Spinacia oleracea (spinach)
Lineage: Eukaryota; Viridiplantae; Streptophyta; Magnoliopsida; Caryophyllales; Amaranthaceae
Product: probable plastid-lipid-associated protein 10, chloroplastic
Exons: 10
Coding region: 248-1096 (282 amino acids)
Source: RefSeq, a predicted model, not a curated record
UUAAAAAUUAAAAAUUAAAAAUAGAAAUAAAGACUUUUCUGAACAGAAAUCUAUCUCCCAAUUUUAUCCACUCAAUUUCACAUUUGCUGGCCUUGUUUCUCACUUACGGACUGUUCCGAUAACCUCAUUCUUCAAAAUCUUCAGGCUGUGAUGUGGCUGCUUACUACACUAAACACGGGCUAUGUAGGUCCGCCCCCGCGUGUUUUAGAGUUCCGAGGCUGUUCUAAGUUAAUCAUCUAGUUACUGUAUGGCAUUUGUCAUGGCACCUUUAACGAUUACUCCAGCUUAUAAAAUAGUUCAUAACGGGCGAACUUCUCAAGUUACAAUUCCUAAUGCUGUUAGAAUGCCUAGAAACCUCCCUAACACAACAUACUGGCGAUGCUCGGCUACUGCUACUGAUACUUCAUUGUUAUAUGAGGUAGAGAAUAGAAAACAUGAUUUGUUGAGAGCAGUUCAAGAGACUGAAAGGGGUCUCAAAACAACGCCUGAACAACGGUCUUCCAUUGAGGAGGCACUAGUGACUGUGGAGAAAUAUGAUGCCGGUGAGCCAAUUGAUUUGGCUAAACUGGACGGUACAUGGCGUCUUCAGUAUACUUCUGCUCCUGAUGUCGUUGUCCUUUUCGAAGCUGCUAGUAGACUUCCCAUCUUUCAGGUGGGUCAGAUUUUCCAGAAAUUUGAAUGCCGUAAUGAAUCUGAUGGCGGUGUUGUCCGCAAUAUUAUCAAAUGGGGCAUUCAAAACCUACUAGAGGACAAUGAAGGUGCUACCCUGCUUGUAUCUGCAAAGUUUUCAGUGGUUUCACGUCGCAAUAUCUUCCUUCAGUUUGAAGAGAUUACUCUUCAAGACAUUGUUAUAAGUGAGCAGUUACAGGCUGUUAUAGCUCCAGCCCUGCUACCACGAACAUUUUUAAGCUUACAGAUUCUACAGUUCAUCCGUUCCUUCAAAGCUCAGAUUCCUGUAACAAGCACAAGUCCACAGAGGCGAUCAAUAGGAGGAUUAUAUUACCUUUCCUACAUGGAUAACAACAUGCUCGUUGGUCGUGCAGUUGGAGGUGGAGGGAUCUUCGUGUUUACUCGAGCUCAACCUUUUGUCUGCUGAUAACAUUGAGCCCUGGGUUUUUAGUAAUUGAACUCUCAAUACCAAACAUGUAUUUUUGGCCAGAAUUUGGUUCACAAUCCAACAGUUUAAUUUUGUUUUGAUCAGUAAAGCAUCAAUAUACUUGAUUUUGGUUUGUGUAAA